CCUCGGCGUGCGGUUGCCAUGGCGGCGCGGCCCGGGCUGCAGCAGGAGGCGGCGGCGCUGGCGGGCGCGGUGCGCGGCGCGCUGGGGCCGCGGGGCGGGCGGGCGCUGCUGGUGCGGCCCGACGGGCGAGCGCUGCUGACGCGGGACGGGCGGCGCCUGCUCGAGGCGCUCAGUCUGCAGCCGCCCACGGCCAGGCUGAUGGCGGCCUGCGCCUGCCGCCACCAAGGCGCGACGGGGGACGGCGCCAAGACGUUCGUGCUGCUGCUGGCCGCCGUGCUGGGCGCGAUGCGGGAGGACUGCGUGCGGCGGGCGGCGCGGGCGCUGCCGGCCUUCGAGCGGCGGGUGCUGGAGCGCGCCGUGGCGCGGGGCCUGCGGCCGCACCUCCGCAGCGCCUUCCCCGCGGGCGGGCUGGGGGCGGAGCUGGAGGCGGCGGCGCUGGAGGCGCUGCUGGAGGCCUACCUGCGGGGCCGGCUGGGGCCGGGCGAGCCGCGCCGCCUGGCGCUGCUGGGCUGCGAGCUGUGCGCCCGCUGCGGGGCCGCCCGCCCGCCCGCGCUGCGCCUCCUGGGCCGCCGCUUCCCGCAGCUGCACGCCGCCGCCGCCGGGCUGCCCCUCGCCAGCUCCAGGGUCCUGCCCGGCAUCCUGCUCCGCAGGGACUUCGCCGCCUACUGCCCGGCCACCGGCCGGCUGCGCGCCGUGCUGGUCACCCGCUGCCUGAGGCCUGCGCUCACGGCCCCCGGCGUGGAGUGCGCGGUGCGCUCCGAGCGGCAGCACCGGGCCGCGCUGCGCUGGUGCGGCGAGAGAACGGAGGCCGUGAUGGAGCGCCUGCGGAGCGGCGGCGUGAGGCUGCUGCUGUCCGGCGUGAAGCAGCACGAGGAAGUGAUCUACUACGCGAAAUUACACGGUGUGUCUGUGGUGGAGUGUUUGUCAUCGGAAGAAGUGGCCCUUAUCUCUGAAAUCACGGGAGUCUUGCCCUAUGACCCUGCUGGUGAUAGCGUGCAGAGGGAGGUCACGGAGGCUGCGGUGGCAACCUUCUGCCAGCCCCUGCUGCUGGGCUCCCAGCGAUACGUGCACGUCGGCUUCAGCGGCACGGGCACCUUCCAGCCCCACUGCCUGGUUCUGUGCGCGCCCGUAGAUGCUGUUAACGAGCAGCACGCUGCCGCUCUGCACGGGGCCUUCACCAUGCUGCUGCAGCUCUUCAGAGCAGUAGAUCAGGAGUGCGGAGCUGAGGGUGAGAGCCAGAACAGUGCCUCAGGUGUUGGGAGCGGGUGUUCUCCAGCUACUGAAAUGCAGCUCAUAACAGAAAGUAUUGUUUGUGAUAGCAGUCAGGUUUUUGAGCAUCAGCUGGGAGUGUGCAGGAGUGAAACAGCGACACAAAGUUCAGAUCUUGCUUUGCAAGAAAGCCAGCAAGCAGAUUGUACACCAGAAGCCUCAGCUCCUGUCCCACACAGCAAGGAGCUGAAUGUCUGCACCAAUGGGGCUGACUCAGCAGGGACAUGCAAACUGCACGCGCUGUGCGAGCAUGCAGAUGGGAUGCAUGAGAGCCACCCAAGGCACCUAGCAGUGGGCAGUCACCGGAAUUACAGCACUGCUGUAACAUCAGACAGUGCCAGCACCGCUACCCCGUGUGGGCACCUAGGUGUCGGUAAAGGCCUAGAGAAGACGGGCUGCGGUGCUGCACAGAGUUGUUCCAGCUCCAUCCUAGAAGCAGGAUCAGUUCUGCCGGUAGGAGGUUACUUUGAAAUCCUAUUACAUUAUUAUAUUCAGCUCUAUGCAAAGCAGGUUCAGCAGUCAGCAAUUGCUGUCAUAUCUAAUGUAGUUGCUGAUGCUUUGUUAAGUAUUCCAAAGGCUUUAUAUGGAACAGAACGGAACAGUUUUACCAAAUUUUAUCUCGAAACCACAGAAGCACUCAGGAAGAAUCAGCCCCUGCCUGUGAAUGAGGAAGGCUUGGAGUCAGUUUACUGCAAAUACCAGCUGGUAACUUCAGUUCUUCAUUGUGUUGCAGAGCUUCUCAAUAUUGAUUUAAUCAUUGGUGUUAAGCGGCCACUGCAGAAAAUUGAGGAUAAUGACUCGGAUGAUGAUUUCUGAAAUUGUAAAUAAAAAUGUUUUUGAUAAUGCA
Messenger RNA from Numida meleagris (helmeted guineafowl), 2116 nucleotides. It is a transcript of the gene BBS10, whose product is annotated as Bardet-Biedl syndrome 10. The transcript has 2 exons. NCBI's taxonomy places the organism in Eukaryota, Metazoa, Chordata, Aves, Galliformes, Numididae. Gene Ontology annotation, biological process: chaperone-mediated protein complex assembly. The coding region runs from base 19 to 2085 and encodes 688 amino acids. The record is from RefSeq and is a predicted model, not a curated record. Gene Ontology annotation, molecular function: ATP-dependent protein folding chaperone; ATP binding.